UCCGGGGCAGUGGUGUACUGGCUCACUAGAAGAUCUCACUGCAGCCAUGAGCAGUAAGGAAUACUUCAGCUGUGGACGCUCUGGCUACGGGGCCCAGGGAUGCCGUAGAGGAGGACAAGCUCCAGGACGCAGAGCUAGAGGCCGUGGCAGAGGUUCUCAGUGCAGUUCCACCACCCUAACUGACUUUUGUUACCGCUGUGGUGAGUCUGGUCAUCAUGCUAGGGACUGUGACUUUCUCGAGGACAUCUGCUACAACUGUGGGAAAAGUGGUCACAUCGCCAAAGACUGUGUCAAGCCUAAGCACGUGAGAGAACUGUGCUGUUACGCUUGUGGCAGACCUGGCCAUCUUGCUCGUGACUGUGACCAUCCAGAAGAGCAAAAGUGCUACACUUGUGGUGAACUUGGUCACAUUCAGAAAGACUGCCCACAAAUCAAAUGCUACCGGUGUGGCGAGACCGGCCAUGUGGCCAUCAACUGCACCAAGAAAAAGGACGUCAAGUGCUACUGCUGUGGGGAGUAUGGUCAUUUAGCCGCGGAAUGCCCCACUGAAGCUACCGAUUAACUUUUUUCCUUCCGUGCCCCCGCCUUUUGCUCACUGGUAAUUGUAUUAUUCUCUCUGAAACAUCUUCACUGAUGGAAGGUUGAUAGACAGAAGUUACUCCCAGGCCAGUUAGCUUUAAUUAUCAUGUUAAAGGAGGAAAGGGCUAGAAAAAAUAUCGGACUUGUAGAUGUCUUGUAAUCAAUGUGUUUCUGUACCACUAGUAAAUCCGCUUAUUAAAUAGCCAUUCGGAGCCCAAGGUAAUUUCUAGGUUCUUUGGAGUAUUUUUAUUUAAGCUCCAAUUAAGACCUAAAGUGUGCCAGCUACUACUGGAGGAGUUAAGGAUACAUCAGUAAAUAAAUCAGAGCAAGUUUGAGAACACAGGCCUAGAAUCCAUUAACAAACGAAAUAUGUACUGUGUCAGAUGAAGAUAAAUUGCUACAGAGAAAAAGAACACCAAG
This is a messenger RNA of Phyllostomus hastatus (greater spear-nosed bat), 999 nucleotides long. It is a transcript of the gene ZCCHC13, whose product is annotated as zinc finger CCHC-type containing 13. Gene Ontology annotation, molecular function: zinc ion binding; translation regulator activity; mRNA binding. Gene Ontology annotation, cellular component: cytoplasm. Gene Ontology annotation, biological process: positive regulation of cytoplasmic translation. NCBI's taxonomy places the organism in Eukaryota, Metazoa, Chordata, Mammalia, Chiroptera, Phyllostomidae. The record is from RefSeq and is a predicted model, not a curated record. The transcript has a single exon. The coding region runs from base 47 to 562 and encodes 171 amino acids.